Molecule: messenger RNA, 609 nt
Organism: Lineus longissimus
Lineage: Eukaryota; Metazoa; Nemertea; Pilidiophora; Heteronemertea; Lineidae
Product: sperm axonemal maintenance protein CFAP97D1-like
Exons: 5
Coding region: 1-609 (202 amino acids)
Source: RefSeq, a predicted model, not a curated record
AUGCAUCGCGCUUACCAACCGAUCACUCCUGCCAACAAUAAGCUUUUGAAGAAAAAAUGGGACAUGAUACGUUUCGAGAUUCAUAGAGACAAGGUAAAGCAAGCAAAGGCGGUCCUCGACAACGACCCACCAAGAACGUACGUGCACCUUCAUCUAAAACUCAAAAAGUUACAGGUUGAGGAGACGCGUUUGUCCAGAGUUGAGCGGGACAACCGAAUCUUACUGGAGAAGAUGUCUCAAAUCAUGCGAUCGGAUAAAUCACACUUGGAUAACAAAAAUGAUUAUGAAGAUAAAAGUUUAAACAAAACAAAGCGACAACGCGAACUGUUGCGCAUCACGCACGAGAAUCAGGCUAUUCUGAAGCGCAUACUAUCCAAGGAGCCGCACUACAGUCAUCAGAGAUGGGAAGAGGAUUGGAAGGUCAACAUGAUCUACAGGGCCAAUAUUGCCAAGUAUCCCAUUAAACCACACUGCAAUACCAAGACCCGCAAAAAGACAGAAUCGUCAGAGAAAAAGUCGGGCAAUGAAUUGCCGCAGAUAACAAAUGAUAAGGAAAAUGGGAAAAGCAAUGCAAAAGACGCAGAAAGGAAGACAGAUUCUCAAUCCUAA